UAUGUGACUCGAGCAACGAUCAUUCACAAACCCACACUCGCACCGAGAUUAUUAACACACACCUUUUGGCUGCAGGAGCAGCACAUUUUGACCGAAAGAAGAUGCCGUCGGGUAAAAUGCGCUGUACUCGCCGGCUUCGCUCAUGGAUGGUGGACCAGGUGAGCAGCGGGAAAUAUCGUGGUCUUGUAUGGGACGAUGAUGAGAAGACUAUGUUUCGUAUCCCAUGGAAACAUGCUGCAAAACAUGACUUCCGCUGUGAUGAGGACGCUGCGAUCUUCAAGGCAUGGGCAGAGUUUAAGGGGAAGUUGUCUGAGAAUGAACCUGCCGGUCCCGCUUCUUGGAAGACACGUCUGCGAUGUGCUCUGAAUAAAAGUCCUGAGUUCAGUGAGGUCACUGAAAGGUCACAGCUUGACAUCUCCGAACCCUACAAAGUGUACCGGCUUGUCCCACUCGAUGAGCAGGGUCUGACCGAGGUGAAGAAAGAAGAGGAGAAAGACGUGCGGAGGAGUAAAUGCAAAAAGAGGAGGAGCAACUCAGAGAUAAGUGAAGAGAGUCCAAAAAACAAGAUUAAAAUGGAAGAGGCAGCUGCUGCAGUCCAGAGCAUUACUAGGGAACUUGAUGUCACUACAGAAGCUAACAUCACUUUUCAUCCAGAUGAGCCAACAGAGUGUGCUGAUAUGAUGAAGAAAGACGAAGUCAUCGAUGAGAUUCAGCUCAACCUCACAGUGGAAACCACCCCUCCUCCCGGAACAGCCAGAGAAUGCCCCUCGUUCUUCAUCAGGGUUUAUUACCUUGGAGAGGAGGUGCUAAAGAAAGAAGUGAUGAGCGAUGACGUUCGAAUCGCUUUCUUCCCGCCAUCCUCGGCUCCACCAUCUAUAAACAGCAUGAGUUUCCCUCGGGUUCCUCUUCCUCCUCCUCCCUCCAAAUUUACGCCCAAUCAGAUUACUUCCCUUUCCACCCUGAUGCCUUUUAUGGAAGGCGGCGUUGUUCUCACUACGUCGAGUCGAGGUGUUUACGCCAAACGUCUCUGUCAGGGACGAGUUUUCUGGAAGGGACCGCACACGCUCACUAACACGGGAAGCAAAAUGGAGAGAGGCGUAAAACCGAUCCUGAUAUUUAACAGACAAUUCUUCAAACAAGAGUUGGAGCAGUUCAAUAAUGAAGGAAAAGAACCUGAAAGUGAGAUCACACUUUGUUUUGGAGAGGAACUUUUGGAGGAUGACGACAUUUCAAAGAAACUUAUCAUUAUUAAGAUCAGUCUGCCCUGGGCUGAGAAACAGAAGGAAAUGCAAGCAUGGGCACAGUCCAUGUCCUUGCUGCAGAGUUUAGCUCAGCAGUCACCAUCAGGAGAAAUCACCCUCAAUCUGGUGGAGCUUCCUGCUCAGACAUUCGACAUGCUCUGAUUGACCUCCUGUAAUCUGUCUGGAGUAACAUUUAAGCGAUUCAAAGUCUGUACUACACAGAGCAUCGUGGGUUCGUCCUCAGGUUCUGUAGAACUGCAGUCAUUACUCUCUUGAUUUUUUCUCUGGUAACUAAAAGACUGUCUUGUACUUCUUAUUGUAAAACACUAAUACCAUACAAAACCCCGUUGUUAGCAUUGUUACCUAUUAAACUGAUGUUGAAACAGA
Tachysurus vachellii is the source of this 1628-nucleotide messenger RNA. It is a transcript of the gene irf9, whose product is annotated as interferon regulatory factor 9. Bases 102 to 1403 code for a protein of 433 amino acids. Gene Ontology annotation, molecular function: DNA-binding transcription factor activity, RNA polymerase II-specific; protein binding; RNA polymerase II cis-regulatory region sequence-specific DNA binding. The transcript has 10 exons. Gene Ontology annotation, biological process: regulation of transcription by RNA polymerase II; immune system process. Gene Ontology annotation, cellular component: nucleus. Lineage: Eukaryota; Metazoa; Chordata; Actinopteri; Siluriformes; Bagridae. The record is from RefSeq and is a predicted model, not a curated record.